Messenger RNA from Cloeon dipterum, 1128 nucleotides. RefSeq lists its product as uncharacterized. Gene Ontology annotation, molecular function: structural constituent of chitin-based larval cuticle. Bases 138 to 806 code for a protein of 222 amino acids. The transcript is spliced from 3 exons. Lineage: Eukaryota; Metazoa; Arthropoda; Insecta; Ephemeroptera; Baetidae. Gene Ontology annotation, cellular component: chitin-based extracellular matrix. The record is from RefSeq and is a predicted model, not a curated record.
UUGCGGUGAUCCUUGAGCUGCAGGGUAGGAAGGAGUCGCCCCCUAUAAAAGCAGGUGCCCCUCCGCGGGCGCUCCGUUCUUGCUCGUCGUCCUCACACACAAACACACCGACCGCUUUCAAUACACACGCAUCCGACAUGCACGCCGCUCUCAUCGUUUUCGCCAGUAUGGCGGCUGUGGUGCUCGGCUUGAGCCCCAGCACAACUCCCGUGCCCAUCCUGAAGCAGAUCAACCGUCACAACGACGACGGAUCCUACAGCUACGGCUACGAGGGCGCUGACGGAAGCUUCAAGAUCGAGACCAAGUACACAACCGGUGAGGUCUACGGCAAGUACGGAUACAUCGACAGCGACGGAGAGCGUCGCGAGAUUGAGUAUGGAGCCAGCAAGCGCGGAUUCGAGCCCGCCGGAACUGGCAUCAACGUGCCCCCCGUUUCCGUCGGCUCCUCUGCCAACCAGGUUGACAACUCUGACGACUACGACGAUGGCUCUUACCGCGAGGACCCCCGCAUCUACAACGAGUAUGAGCCCCAGUACACUGGCAACAACCCCAAUCCUGCCAACCGCCGCCUCGCCCCCGCCUCCACCGCCGUGUUUGGCGCUAGGCCUGUCGCCGCUGCUCCCGCUCCUGCCCCCGCGAGGGCCGUUCCCCAGCAGCAGCCCGUCUACCAGCAGAGGGUGUACUCAGCCCCUGCCGCCCCCGUGGCUGCCGUCAACCCCCAUGCUGGACACAACCCCUUCUACGGCCACCCUGCCACCAACCUGAACCUGAACACCGGCUCAUACUCCAUCUCUUACUCCGGUUGAGAGAAAGCCUCCCUCGCUGACACCCCCAAACUCUACUCUCUGUGAUCUCCCUGCUCGUAACCCCCCCCCUCACGCACGGGGGCACCGCUAUCCCACAGCAUCACCUCACACACGCUCUCGAAGAGCAGCUAUACUUUGCCACGAGGGUUAAUUCCGCCUUCUAGUCUCUCAGCGCCAGAGAUUCCAGCACACAAAAUGAUUAAUCGCUCCUUCGUUCUAGACACAACCAACAGCGGUGCUCUCGCCACGACUUCUUCAGGCGUGGCCAGCUAUUUUAUUUUUGUACUGGAGAACGUGUAAAUAAAUCAAAAUGAUUUUAAAA